Messenger RNA from Laccaria bicolor S238N-H82, 579 nucleotides. RefSeq lists its product as uncharacterized. The coding region runs from base 1 to 579 and encodes 192 amino acids. The transcript is spliced from 7 exons. Lineage: Eukaryota; Fungi; Basidiomycota; Agaricomycetes; Agaricales; Hydnangiaceae. The record is from RefSeq and is a predicted model, not a curated record.
AUGACACCUUGCACUUUGACUCAGCGACAACAUGGGGAUGUUCCCAUCGAAAUCACCAUCAUCGGUGUCGGGGCGCAUUGUUUGAGAAUAUGUUCACAUAUACUGGAGCACUCUAUUUCUACUGCACGUGGUGGGAUUAUUCCCAUUAUUGGGGUUUCGAUCAAUACAUCUCAACUUGAAGAGGUCAGAGGCGUUGCCAUCCUCCUGUACUGCGUAGUCGAAGCUGCUGCCUUCGAGGGUCAGCCAGGUCAACCGGCAUCGAAAGGUGCUCUUCGGUCCAAGACUCUCCUGAUGGUACGCGACCUCGCUCGAUACGCCGUUCGUGUCGUUACCAUUACACCUGGAGUGUUCGACAUCCACAACUUCCCGGCAAAGACGCACAGUAGCCUUGAGAAUGAGGAUAUCGUAUAUCCCAGGCGCUUUGGACGACCUGUGGAGUUCGCAAGGACGGUUCGGGAGACCAUUCGUCUGAGCGGCGGUGGAAGACUUCCAGGAAACUGUAGCCUUCUCCUUGAAGUUAUUGAAACCCGUUCCGAGUCCGGCUCUUAUUUACGUGGGCGGUCAUCGACCUCUCGUUGA